UUGCACAAGUGUGUGAAAUCGAGGCACAUGACGAUGAUGAUGAGUUGAGCAGACGAACAUCGCAACUCUCAGUCUUUGCGUGACCGGCUUAGCUAGAGCAGUCAGAUUGUGUGUUUUCGUUGGUCGGAACGUGGAAGGUUCUUGUUUUGCUCAAGUGUUCUACAGUUCUCUGGAGUCGUUAUCAAUCAGUGGGAACGUUCGAGUUUAAGUAGAUAAGAAAGCACUCGUUGAGUGAAAGCAAGACCUGUCGAGUUCUAUCAACUAUAAAAUCUUUGAAAGCAAUUUUCCGUAUCCCGUGAAAAAUUCACACUCUCUCCAACCAUGAACAACUGUCGCAUCCUGGUCGAUGUCGACUGCAGUCGCUUCGAGGACGAUGCCUUCUCGCUGUUGGACAAGUCCGCCGAGGUCAACGUGGUGCGUGACCUCAAGUCCUCCACGGUCGUCCCGCGGUUCGAUCAAACGAGCUUCCCGCACCUGAACACCUCCUCGCGAACCCAGCUCAAGCAGCAGUUGCUUCGGGAACAACUCAAAGCGUACGACAAGAGCCCCUCCCCGUCGCCGUCGGUCUUCUCGGUGAAGCUUCCGCUGGAGAACAUGGAUAUCGAUCUGCCCAAGAAGGUGCUCCAGGUUGAGACCCGGCUGGAGAACCCCACCCGGUACCACGUGAUCCAGAAGCAGAAGACCCAGGUCCGGGAGUACGUGACGGCCGCGCUCAAGAUGACCAAACCGCCGGUUCCCCGCGAGGCCAGCCACUCCCGGAUGAUGAUCCUGUCCAAGCUGUACGACUCGUUCAUCAACACGAAACCGUCCACUACUGCUGCUAGCAGUGCUUCCGGAAGUGCCACAGCAGCUCCCCCGGCUCCAGCUUCCGGAGCGUCAACGCCAUCCUCGGUCACCGAGCAGGAGUGGCGGCUCGAGAUGAAACUGUCGACCCGCUUCGGCAACAAGCUCUACUCGACCUUCAUCGAAGAGCUGCACUAUGUGCGGGAACUGCUCGGCAUGAUCCGGUUCGAGAUCCCCAAGUGGGUCUUCGUGGUGACGGAGUUCGAGAGCGAAAUCUCCUCCUUCCAGAACACGAAGGCCGCCGCCAUGGAGGAUCUGCUGAUCAAGCAGGCGCUGAGCAACGAGAAGAACUCCAAGCACGAGAAGUUUAUCGAGCCGGAAGUGCGCGAUCGGAUCAAGAAAGAUAACCAUAACUGCAGUAGGUAUUGGGGCGUCGUAGUGAGGGGGAUUGGGUAAGGUGGUCCCCCUUUCGGAACUCGAUGACUCGUUGGUGUUGAGCGGUGUAACGUAUAGCGAAGGUUGAACGAAAUAACUGCCCAUUUAAACGUGAAAUACUCUUGCACGUCAGGAUGAAAUCGACAUUUUAUAAUAAUUUAACCAAAUUGCAUUCCAAAUUUUGUUCAGUUUCUUUUGUCUCUUCCCUAUGGCAGCGCAAAUUCGUAGACUUUAGCUCUUUUUUAGGUUUGAAAAGCACCCUCGUCUCCCUUGGUUUCCUUGAGGUCAUCUUGCUGGUGAAGUUUGUCAGCUCCUGCCUGUUCGAAUGCAUGCUGAUGGUCCGUGUGGGCGUUACGGUGAAUAAACCUGUUGUUUAAAGUUAAAGUUCUAGUCCUUUUUGAUAGAAAUGUUUUUUUUUGAAUAUGUUAUAUGCUGUUUAGUAUUACUUUCAAGAUAAUAUUAAUAUUAUACACAAUUUUUGUA
Molecule: messenger RNA, 1701 nt
Organism: Culex quinquefasciatus (southern house mosquito)
Lineage: Eukaryota; Metazoa; Arthropoda; Insecta; Diptera; Culicidae
Gene: Mitf
Product: transcription factor E3
Exons: 4
Coding region: 322-1239 (305 amino acids)
Biological process (GO): regulation of transcription by RNA polymerase II
Cellular component (GO): nucleus
Molecular function (GO): RNA polymerase II cis-regulatory region sequence-specific DNA binding; DNA-binding transcription factor activity, RNA polymerase II-specific
Source: RefSeq, a predicted model, not a curated record